CUUGGUUUACUAUUCGCCAAGACCCACUUCAGCUUUUCCUCUUACCAAUCACCGUGUUUCUUCAAUCUCUCUCGUCUCUGCGCAGUUCCUUUUCGUGAACUGGGUCGUACCCCCUCUAGCCUUGACUCUUGACCCAGAAGCCAACCCUGAAGAUGGAAGCCGGCGGAGGGCAAAGCGGGAGUGAUCGUGCCUACCCAAGUUCCCCUUCUCUGCGCAGGAGCUGAUCGAAGGGGAAUUCUGCUGAUUUGGCUGCUGAGCAGGCACAGCUCACGGUGGUGUUUCUGGGUGCUGAAAAGAAAAGCAGAGGAGGGAUUCUGCAGCAUAUCUGCCCUUCAAGAUGUAUGAUCUGUUUGAAGUCCAAAAGCUGUUGCAGGAUGAAUAAAUCUGAUUUAAUUAUUGUUUGCAUCUCUGUUGGUCCUGCCCUUGGCAUUUUGAUAGCUCUGCUCGUAUGCUUCGGCGUAAGAUGGUACAAGAAACAUGCUCAUCUUCGACGAUGUGCGAAUGAGCGUAGUAUAACCACCCUUCCCAUACGCAUGAAUGGAUCAGACGCAAGCACUGACUUCAGUGCGUCAUUGUCAAUCUCAAUAGCCAAUGGGGCAUCUGAUAACCACCAGAAGAAUUCUCCUUUUAACUGGCGGGGCCCCCAGAACAAAGAAUGGCUUGCAUCUGCAUCAGGCAUACCCCAAUAUUCUUACAAGGACAUACAAAAAGCUACACAAAACUUCACUACUGUCAUAGGACAAGGUUCCUUUGGUCCUGUAUAUAAAGCUGUAAUGGCAGCUGGGGGAAUCCUAGCCGUCAAGGUGCUUGCCUCUGAUUCAAAACAGGGUGAAAAGGAGUUUCAAACAGAGGUGUCUCUGCUCGGUAGAUUGCAUCAUAGGAACCUUGUAAAUUUGGUGGGCUAUUGCAUUGAUAAAGGGCAGCACAUGUUGAUUUAUGAGUUCAUGAGUAAUGGAAGCUUGGCAAAUCUUCUUUACAAUGAAAAGGAAAGGGUUUUGGAUUGGGAAGAAAGGCUUCAAAUUGCUCUAGACAUAUCGCAUGGAAUUGAAUACCUUCAUGAAGGGGCAGUCCCACCUGUCAUACAUCGUGACCUAAAAUCUGCAAACAUAUUGCUAGACCGAUCCAUGAGAGCUAAGGUAGCUGAUUUUGGUCUAUCUAAGGAAGAGGUAUUUGAUGGACGAAAUUCUGGCCUGAAAGGUACAUAUGGCUACAUCGACCCAACAUACAUAUCCACGAACAAAUUCACAAUGAAGAGUGACAUAUACAGCUUUGGUGUCAUCAUCUUCGAACUCGUUACAGCAAUUCACCCCCACCAAAACUUGAUGGAAUAUAUCAAUCUCGCUUCGAUGAGUGCAGAUGGUGUUGACGAAAUACUCGAUAAGCGACUGGUCGGAGAAUGCAAUCCCGACGAAGUGCGACGACUAGCUAGCAUCGGUCACAGAUGCCUGCACAAAUUACCGAGAAAACGGCCUUCAAUAGGGGAAGUUUCACAGGCUAUAUUGAAGAUAAAGCAGAGGCGCCUCGUUAAAAACGAUGAAGCGUCUUUUGCAAUAUCAGAUAUAUCCAGAACUGUAAGCUUAAUAGAGGACCGGCAGGUGGAGCUGAGUCAGAUGGCCAGCAUGAAGGAGAGAGAUUGAACUAUCGCUUCUUUGUUCUCCCCUCCUGGUUCAUCACUUCUUUUCUUCCUUUGUUUCUUCGUUUCUCUUGUUUUUGUUUUUCUGUUCUUUUUUCCCUUUAAUUUUCUGGUUUCUAUUAGCAUCCUCGUCUGGUCUUAUUUUCAGCAAGCUUUGCCAUAGCGUAGAGAAACAAGGAUGUAGGUAGGUAGAUGCCGAUAAGCUUUUCUACACUAGAUGAAGUUAAUCAAAACCGAGCGGUGUAGAUGACGAUCCAUGAUGCUUAAGUGAGCUCAACAGUCUAGUUCUUGCAAGGCAUAUUGCAUUUUGCUGUGUC
Syzygium oleosum is the source of this 1950-nucleotide messenger RNA. Its product is annotated as calcium/calmodulin-regulated receptor-like kinase 2. The record is from RefSeq and is a predicted model, not a curated record. The transcript has 8 exons. Lineage: Eukaryota; Viridiplantae; Streptophyta; Magnoliopsida; Myrtales; Myrtaceae. Bases 342 to 1637 code for a protein of 431 amino acids. Gene Ontology annotation, biological process: protein phosphorylation. Gene Ontology annotation, molecular function: protein kinase activity; ATP binding.